AUGUACGAAGGGAGCUCACCGGCCACACACAACAAGACGAGAGGCGCCAACACACAGCACAGCCGUGGGAGCCGCAAACGUUCCAGACCGGCUCCAUCCCAACAUGCACCCAAGAAUGUCAUGUUCGCAGUCCUUGACAGCCGCUGCAGUGAUGGUGCAAGCAGCUGCCGGCUCCUUACUGGCCGGGGGUCCACAUGCCUGGCAGCGGCAUCCCCGGUUGCGGCAUGCCCGUGGGCAUACCCGGCGGCGGCACUGCGAAAGAAAGGGAGAACUCAGCCUCAGCCGACCACGGCCGCACGACUGCGGCUCACCAGCCACCACACAACUACCAUGCGGCCCACCAGCACACCCCUACGGGGCAACAUGCACACGACAGAACAGCACAAGACGGGAGCCCAAGGACCGCCCAAAAGCCACCUGAACGAGACUCACACACCGCGACCGAACUACCAUAGAAAAAAGGGCGGGGCUUAA
This is a messenger RNA of Volvox carteri f. nagariensis, 474 nucleotides long. RefSeq lists its product as uncharacterized. The record is from RefSeq and is a predicted model, not a curated record. Lineage: Eukaryota; Viridiplantae; Chlorophyta; Chlorophyceae; Chlamydomonadales; Volvocaceae. The transcript is spliced from 4 exons. The coding region runs from base 1 to 474 and encodes 157 amino acids.